Messenger RNA from Dromaius novaehollandiae (emu), 1908 nucleotides. Its product is annotated as somatomedin-B and thrombospondin type-1 domain-containing protein-like. The record is from RefSeq and is a predicted model, not a curated record. NCBI's taxonomy places the organism in Eukaryota, Metazoa, Chordata, Aves, Casuariiformes, Dromaiidae. The coding region runs from base 244 to 1053 and encodes 269 amino acids. The transcript has 5 exons.
GCUGCGGCUGUACCGGGGCGGCGGAAGGCGAGAGCCCCGGGCCGCCAAGGGCCGCGCUGCCCUGCGCGGAGCCGCCCGCGGCGCCGCCUCCCGCCGCUGGCAGGCGGCGGCGGGAGUGAAGGUCGGCGGCGGGGCCGGGCGCUGCCGCGGGGGCGGGCGCUGCCGGCGGAGCGGCCGCGGCGCUGCUGGGCACCUGCCGCCGGCGGAGCGGAGCGGAGCGGAGCGGGGCGGGCGGGCGCGGCCAUGGCGCGGUGCCCCCGCUGCGCCGCCGCGCUGCUGCCGCUGCUGCUGCCGCUGCUGCUGGCGGCCCUGGCGCGCCGCGCCGCCGCCGGCUGCGCCGCCCUCCGCCUCUGCUGCGCGGGCCGCGACCUGGGCUGCCGCAGCGCCGGGUGGCGGCCCGACGGCUCCCACGGCCCCUGCUACUGCGACCAGGCGUGCGCGCACACCCUCGACUGCUGCCACGACUACGCGCAGGCCUGCCCAGUUAUCUCCUGUGUCGUGUCGCAGUGGAGCGUGUGGAGUGGCUGCGCAGAGCCUUGCAAGACAACGUAUCGCGCUCGGAGGCGGCACGUCAUUCAGGAGCCCAGGAACGGCGGGGAGCCGUGCCCCGCUCUGGAGGAGAGGGCGGGCUGCGUGGAGUACUGGAGUCAGCACGGAGCUGAGUGCAAGCAGUCGCUGAUCCCAGCAUUAAUAACAACAGGAGGGUUUGGAAAAGCGAGGAAAAAAAGAGCUGCAGCUGAUGGCAACGAAAGAGCAGGGUACUGCGUUGAAUUCCAGCUCGCGGCCAUCACACCAGGCUGCUUGCACGGUCACCGCUCGUACACCCACUGGAUGCGGUACCUCCGGGAGGGCCACACGGUCUGCGUGGAGUGUCAGCACCCGGCGCUGGAUUCCAGGAGUCUGCAUUGCUAUGGGGACGGCAGCGGGAGCAAAAAGAAUCAGCUGCUGCACUGGCAGGCUGUGGGGAACCCUCAGUGCAGGGGAACCUGGAAGAGAAUUCGCCAGCUGGACACUUGCUCCUGUCCCUCUGUUCACAGCUUCUUGUUCAUCUAAAUUCUCCUGAUGGUCCCAGCAAAAGAGUGGGGUGACGGCUUGUCUGGCACAAACGUGCCGUAGCGGUACUGACCACAACCAAAUCGGUGACUCCUCAGGGUCAAAGGCUGUGCCGUGUGCUUCCAAGAGGUUGCUGUCUGCCCUGGGGCAUUCCGAAUCCUCUCUGUCAUGGGUCCUCCUCAGUUUUCAGAGAAAUCAGGCUGGCUCUGAAGCAUCCAUCUCUUUCUCUCAGCACAUCCAUCCUUGCUGCUUUCUGCCUGGGAGAGGACUUUCUGACCCUGAUGACUUCUUUCACAUUCCCCUUUUCUUGAGAGGAGCAAGAAUUCACCAAAUAGGAAAGCAGACAGAAAAAAGCCAAUAUAAACCCAUGAUUAAUUAUUAUUUACCAAAGUCUCGCUGAAUAAUCAACAAUGCAAAAUGAAUUAACUCAAGUGCCUCCUUUACAUGGCAAUAGCACUUCUUUGUGACUGCUUCUUGCUUGUGUUUAUAUAUCUUUUCCUUGUGUUUUCACCCUCCCUGGUCUCAUCAUUUCAUAUUGGUCCUCAGUCUUAUAGAUGAUACUGCCCUGCUGAGGUAAUGACAAAACUUAGAAAUGAGCCUGUUCAAAUCUGAGAACAGAAGGUACCCGGGAUAGUUAUGUCCUUGGACUUCAGGUUUCAAGGAGCAUCUCUGGGUUUCCUCAAAGUGCCUUGCAGUCCUGGGGCUCUAAAUGUCAAGUCAUUCUGGCUGCACCAGGAGGGGCUACCUGUAGCCUUGUAUUUUCUACUGGAAAAUAUUUGGAAUAUUUUCUUUAUAUUCUGCUGAUUUAUAUUCAUGUUUUUCUAUAAAUGAAAAUAAAAGAGACUAGAGAUGUUC